This is a messenger RNA of Lachnellula hyalina, 2403 nucleotides long. Its product is annotated as Glucan 1,3-beta-glucosidase. NCBI's taxonomy places the organism in Eukaryota, Fungi, Ascomycota, Leotiomycetes, Helotiales, Lachnaceae. Bases 1 to 2403 code for a protein of 800 amino acids. The record is from RefSeq and is a predicted model, not a curated record. The transcript is spliced from 4 exons.
AUGGCAACAUUUUCACUAUUCGCCCUUUUGGUGGCAUUACAAGCCUUUCUUCUACUUGUUUCUGGUGCCCCGGCAUCAUCUACCUCAAAUACAACAGUCUCGCCUGGUACGGCUGCCUCCAGUUGGUGGUUUGCUUCAAUCUCUCGCCAAGGAACGGUCCCUUUUGGCACCGCUGGAUACAAAGUCUUCCGCAAUGUAAAGGACUACGGUGCCAAAGGUGAUGGAUCAUCUGAUGAUACUGUGGCCAUUAACAGCGCAAUCACCGAUGGGUCUCGCUGUGGUCAAGGUUGUGACUCUUCAACUACUACCCCUGCGAUCAUCUAUUUCCCCCCGGGAACGUACGCGAUUUCUGCCCCCAUUGUCCAAUUGUACUAUACGCAAUUUGUUGGCGAUGCUGUCACUGUCCCUACACUAAAGGCCACAGCAGGCUUCAAGGGCAUUGCCUUGAUCGAUUCAGAUCCUUAUGCCAACGGUGGAGCCAACUGGUACACAAAUCAGAACAACUUCUUCCGCCAAGUCAGGAAUUUCAUUAUUGACAUUACUGCAAUGCCUGUAGGAUCUGGAGCUGGUAUCCAUUGGCAAGUUGCACAAGCUACUUCUUUGCAAAACAUCGUUUUCAACAUGAGGACCGAUGGUGGUACGGCAAAUGCUCAGCAAGGAAUCUUCAUGGAUAACGGCAGCGGCGGUUUCAUGACAGACCUGACCUUUAAUGGCGGAAAGUAUGGUGCAUUCUUUGGAAAUCAGCAAUUUACGACCCGCAACUUGACAUUUAAUGGCUGCCAAACGGCUGUUUUCAUGAACUGGAAUUGGGCGUGGACUUUAUCUGGACUCAAGAUCAAUAACUGUCAAAUUGGGGUUGAUAUGGCUAACGGAGGCACGUCAGCACAAACUGUCGGCUCUGUUCUGCUUAUCGACAGCACAAUUUCCAACACACCCAUUGGCGUUUCCACUGCCUAUUCUACCAACGAAGGCGUUACCAAUGGCACUCUAAUCAUCGACAAUGUCGACUUCUCUUCAAACGUCCCCGUGGCAGUUUCCAAUGCCGCAAACAAGGCUACCGUUUUGGCUGGAAACGCAAAGAUUGCAUCUUGGGCUCAAGGAAGCCAGUACACCUCUGGAAGUGCGGGUGCUGGCUCAAGCAAGCAAGGCCUCUUGACUGCUGCUACGAAACCCACUUCUCUCCUGAACUCCGCUGGACAUGUGUUUACCCGCUCCAAGCCCCAGUAUGAAAGUGUCGCGUCGUCUUCAUUCAAGAGUGCAAAGGCUGCCGGAGCAAAAGGAGAUGGAGUUACGGAUGACACAAAAGCCAUUCAAGCCUUGUUCAACUCAGCUGGCUCAGGUGACGUUGUUUAUUUCGACCAUGGCGCAUACGUUAUUACCGACACCGUCACCGUCCCUAAGAACAUUCGGGUUACUGGUGAAAUAUGGCCUCUGAUCAUGGCUGGAGGAACUGCCUUCAAUAACCAGGCUAGCCCGAAGCCCUUAUUCCAAGUCGGACAAAUCGGAGAUGUGGGCGCUGUUGAGAUUUCGGACUUGAUAUUUGAAACUCUUGGCCCUCAACCUGGCGCAAUCAUGGUGGAAUGGAACGUUGCCGAAUCCAGCCAAGGAGCUGCUGGCAUGUGGGAUGUUCACUUCCGCAUUGGAGGUACUGCGGGUACUCAGCUUCAGUCAGACAAAUGCUCAGAGAAUCACAACCAUACUGCACCAGCCAACACUGCUUGUGAGGGCGCAUUCCUCUUGUUGCAUGUUACCCAAAAGGCAACGAUCUACUUGGAGAAUAACUGGUUUUGGGUGGCUGACCAUGAACUUGACCUCGGUACGUAUAAUUUCCCGCAAUAUAUGAUGAUUGAUGCUAAUGAUAUUAAAGGCGAUCACAACCAAAUCAACAUCUUCAACGGCCGCGGCGUUCUUAUCGAGAGUGAUGUUGGCCCAGUAUGGCUAUAUGGUACUAGUUCUGAGCAUAGCGUUCUAUAUAACUAUCAGAUCUCCAACGCCUCCAGCGUUUACAUGUCCCUGAUCCAAAGCGAGACACCUUACUUCCAGAGCAACCCCGAUGCUACCACUCCAUUCACAACCAACAGCAAAUAUCAGGACCCAACAUUCUCCGGGAAUUCCAGCAGUAAGAAAGCAUGGGGUCUUCGUAUUGUCGACUCAAAGGAUGUCUUUGUUUACGGCGCUGGUCUGUACUCGUUCUUCGAUAACUAUGUACAAACUUGUCUUGCUACUGAAAGCUGCCAAGACAACAUGGUGUCCAUCGAGAGCUCGACUUCCAUCCACAUGUACGGCCUGUCAACCAAGGCUGCGACCAACCAGGUUACUGUCAAUGGCAAGAGUGCUGCGCUCGACAGCGCUAACCGUAACAAUUUCUGUGCAACCAUCUCUGUUUUCACAGAGGCAACGUAG